ACACUCUCAAAGUUGAACGGCGAUGAGCACGACUGAUUCUGGCAAACCUUAUCACAUCGAAUGCACUGGUCAUGCACUAGAAACCGUCAAAUCUCAUAGUUCUUCGCAAGACAUCACUCUCUUCGGAAGCUGUUUCUGUCCUUUUGUUCAACGCGUCUGGACUGCAUUCCAGUUUCUCGAUAUCCCGUACAAAUAUUAUGAGGUUGAUCCGUACAAGAAACCUCAAGAUCUCCUUGAAGUUUCUCCGAAAGGUCUCGUUCCGGGAUUGAGGUUUGAUAACUUCAGCCCGCCGAAAGCAUUAAACGAGAGUACCGUGAUCUUGGAGUAUCUGAACGAUGUUGCAGCUAACUCUAACGGACGAAGCCUCUUGCCACCGAGUUCCAAUCCAUAUGCUCGAGCUCUCGUCCGUCUUCAGUGCGAUCAUGUCAACCGUCAACUUGUACCAUCAUUCUAUCGGUAUCUACAAGCACAGGAUACUCAGACCCAGAUCCAGGGAGGAAAGGAAUUUGCUGACUCCAUUGAGGCACUGGUAUCUCUGUUUGAACGAGCCGAAAAAGAAGUAUAUCUUAAUCAGAAAUCUGGUACGGCUGGGGAAGGGGAAAGGGUAUCUUUGCGGGCUGGGCUUGGUUUGUGGGUGGAGGGAAAUGUUGAUCUAGGAAUGACGGAUGUUAUGGCCGGUCCUUGGUUAUUUCGUGCGACCAACGUAUUAAAGCAUUAUCGUGGCUUCCAGCUACCAUCAGGAACGAAGUUCGAUGCGUAUUUGGACCGUCUGUUCAAUCAUCCCGCGUUCAAGAGUACAUGUUCUACCGAGGAGUUGUAUCUAGAUAGUUAUGAGCGAUACGCAUUCAAUCGCCCCAACACAAGUCAGGUUGCAAAUGCCAUCAAUUCAGGAAGAAGUCUACCUUGACUUUCACUCCGGUAAGAAGUGAAUUGUGAGUUAGAAGCAAUGAGGCGAAGUGUAGGAUGUGAUCACUACACAAACACGCGCUGUAACAAUGAACUAUAAAGCAAAUAUGUAGCAAAUAUGAGUCGACCACAAUAAUAUAUGUGAAGCCUCCGAACUAACUGUGCAUUGGGGCUCAUGAUCAAGCGC
This is a messenger RNA of Marasmius oreades (fairy-ring Marasmius), 1093 nucleotides long. RefSeq lists its product as uncharacterized. The coding region runs from base 23 to 907 and encodes 294 amino acids. The record is from RefSeq and is a predicted model, not a curated record. Lineage: Eukaryota; Fungi; Basidiomycota; Agaricomycetes; Agaricales; Marasmiaceae. Gene Ontology annotation, cellular component: cytoplasm. The transcript is spliced from 7 exons.